Molecule: messenger RNA, 1997 nt
Organism: Ailuropoda melanoleuca (giant panda)
Lineage: Eukaryota; Metazoa; Chordata; Mammalia; Carnivora; Ursidae
Gene: DUS1L
Product: dihydrouridine synthase 1 like
Exons: 14
Coding region: 316-1743 (475 amino acids)
Biological process (GO): tRNA processing
Molecular function (GO): flavin adenine dinucleotide binding; tRNA dihydrouridine synthase activity
Source: RefSeq, a predicted model, not a curated record
CCCGGCCGUGGCGGCCUGCGGGCACCGAGGGAGCCCCCGCCGCGCCCUGGCCCCCAGAAGCCCGGCGGCGGUCCGGGAGGAGCCCAGGCCCGGGCGCAGCGAGCAAGGGGUGACGGCGUCCGCUGGAAGGUGAUGGUUCUGGACCUGCAGCCGGUGUUACCCUUGAUGUACAUAUCCGUGACCGUCCGGCUGCCCUGGAGUGGCCUCCGAGGAGGGUAGCGCUUCCUUUGGGUCCGAGCCUGCGCCUGCGUGGAUGCCCCGCCCCCGCCGCCACGGCCGGCUGAGCCCUUGGUCUCCCCCUUCAGUGUGGAGGCGAUGCCAAAGCUGCAGGGCUUCGAGUUCUGGAGCCGCACCCUGGGGGGGGCUCGCCACGUGGUGGCGCCCAUGGUGGACCAGAGUGAGUUGGCUUGGAGGCUGCUGAGCCGCCGACACGGGGCCCAGCUCUGCUACACCCCCAUGCUACACGCCCAGGUCUUCGUCCGCGAUGCCAACUAUCGGAAGGAGAACUUGUACUGCGAAGUGUGCCCCGAGGACCGGCCUCUCAUUGUGCAGUUCUGUGCCAAUGAUCCAGAGGUGUUUGUCCAGGCGGCUCUCCUGGCGCAGGAUUACUGUGAUGCCAUCGACCUGAACUUGGGUUGCCCGCAGAUGAUAGCCAAGCGAGGUCACUACGGUGCCUUCCUGCAGGAGGAGUGGGACCUGCUCCAGAGAAUGAUUCUGCUGGCGCACGAGAAACUCUCUGUCCCCGUCACAUGCAAAAUCCGUGUCUUCCCGGAGAUUGACAAGACUGUGAAGUAUGCCCAGAUGCUGGAGAAGGCUGGCUGCCAGUUGCUGACCGUGCACGGGCGCACCAAGGAGCAGAAGGGGCCCCUGUCGGGCACUGCGUCCUGGGAGCACAUCAAGGCCGUGCGGAAGGCAGUGGCCAUCCCCGUGUUUGCCAAUGGGAACAUCCAGUGUCUGCGGGACGUGGAACGUUGCAUCCAGGACACAGGAGUCCAGGGGGUCAUGAGUGCAGAGGGCAACCUGCACAACCCCGCCCUGUUUGAGGGCCGCAGCCCCGCCGUGUGGGAGCUGGCCGAGGAGUACCUGGACAUCGUGCGGCAGCACCCCUGCCCCCUGUCUUACGUGCGGGCCCAUCUCUUCAAGCUGUGGCACCACACGCUGCAGGUGCAUCAGCAGCUCCGGGAGGAGCUCGCCAAAGUGAAGACCCUGGAGGGUGUUGUGGCCGUGAACCAGGAGCUGAAGCUGCGGUGUCAGGAGGAUAUAUCCAGGCAGAAGGAGGGAGAGGAGCCAUCUGGCGGCUUGCCUUUUUUCCACUGGAUCUGCCAGCCCUACUUGCGGCCAGGGCCCCGGGAAGGGAGCAAGGAGAACGGGGGUGCCCGCAGCAAGCGGGCCCUGGAGGAGGAGGAGGGCGGCACAGACGUCCUGUCCAAGAACAAGCAGAAGAAACAGCUGAGGAACCCCCACAAGACCUUCGAUGCCUCGCUGAAGCCAAAAUACGCAAAGUGUGAUCAGUGUGGAAACCCAAAGGGUAACAGAUGUGUAUUCAACCUGUGCCGGGGCUGCUGCAAGAAGCGAGCUUUCAGAGAGGCUGCAGACUGCCCAGGUCACGGAUUGCUUUUUAAAACCAAAUUGGAGAAGUCUAUGGCCUGGAAGGGGGCCCAGUCCCGGCCGCAGGAGUCUCAGCCAGCAGGAUCUGGGGAGCCAGGCGGCCUUCCUGAGGUUGUGGGCAGUGCCCUGGCCUGAGGGGCAGCUGGAGCACGACACACCGGCCCACCAGGCCCCAGGACUGCUGCUGAGACCUCAACACGUCCCACUUAAGGAAAUGCCUUUACUCAGGGAAUCUCCGCUACUCAACACAGAAGGAUGAGCUGGUCUUCCCCUCGGCCUCCACUGGGAGCCCAGAAAUGCUGCACCAGGGAGCAGGCUCCCAGGCUGGACCUGCCCCCUCCUUGCAACGUGUGUGUUAGAAGUGAACAAUAAAUCCUUUCAAAGAUGCA